Helobdella robusta is the source of this 1119-nucleotide messenger RNA. RefSeq lists its product as hypothetical. The transcript is spliced from 7 exons. The coding region runs from base 1 to 1119 and encodes 372 amino acids. NCBI's taxonomy places the organism in Eukaryota, Metazoa, Annelida, Clitellata, Rhynchobdellida, Glossiphoniidae. The record is from RefSeq and is a predicted model, not a curated record. Gene Ontology annotation, cellular component: endomembrane system. Gene Ontology annotation, molecular function: 1-acylglycerol-3-phosphate O-acyltransferase activity.
AUGGAGGUUAUAAAAUGGCUAAAAGCAAAUUUCAUACCUUUUCAUCUAUUUCUUGGUGUGACCUUUGUAUCAAGUGGCUUGAUCGUCUGCUUCUUGAUGCUGUUGACAUUUCUACUUGUUUGGCCUUUCAGUAAAUCUCUCUAUAGAAAAAUCAUUGUGUAUCUGGCUUAUGCCCAUUGGUCUCAAUUUACCUUCCUAGGGCAAUGGUGGUCUGGAUCUGAUUGCACCUUAUUAUUAGAGGACCCAACGAUACUGAAGUACAUUGGAAACGAGCAUACAAUUGUCAUCAUGAAUCACAAAUAUGAUAUCGAUUGGCUCAUGUCUUGGAUACUUUCUGAAAGAUUUAAAAUGCUAGGGGGAACAAAAAUUUAUGGAAAAUCAAGCCUUCGAUUGGUUCCACUGCUCGGUUGGGCCUGGUUCUUUGCAGAAAGUAUAUUCUUGAAGAGGAACUGGGAGAAGGACAGGCAGAUCAUUGCCAGGGAUCUCAAUUAUAUCAAGGAUUUUCCUGAUAAAUACUGGUUUACUUUGUUGCUAUUCUGCGAAGGAACUCGAUUCACUGAGUCAAAGCACAAACUCAGCAUGGAGUUUGCAGCCAAGCACAACCUGCCCAUCCUUAAGCAUCAUCUCUCUCCUAGGACCAAGGGAUUCACUCUGUCCAUGUAUGGCUUGAAAGAAAAAGUGCCAGCAGUAUUAGACCUGACAAUAGCAUUUGCAAAGGAUAGUGCAUCUCCUACUCUUAUGAGCAUAUUACAGGGAAAAUCAUGUAGGGCAUAUAUGUAUGCUAGGAGGAUUCCACUCUGCGACAUACCUACUGAUAACGAAGAAGCCUGCGCAGCCUGGCUUCAAAACCACUACAAGCAAAAAGAUGAUUUAUAUGAGGAGUUUGUGAAACAUGGUUGCUUCAAAAAAGGUACAGAGAUUGUAACUUACAGAAGACCCAACGACCUAAUCAUGUGGUCAUUUUGGGCAUUGACUACCGGAUUACCUAUUUCUUACUACGUUACUUAUUUACUGGUUACUGGCUCUUUGUUACUGCAGUUCUGCGCUCUGGUGUUUUUCAUCGGAGGUAUCUUUUUUGAGAGUGGAUUUCGAAUUUUGUUUUGUUUCAGUAGUUUUUGA